AUUCACCUGCCAAGUUCUACUACUAUUAAACUCGUGACAUCUGGGAACGUCCUGAAUGUUUACGUGUAUCCAUCAGUUGCUGACAAGGGUAAAGUCCAAGGAUUGGGUGGUCAGAUUACUACCGAUGCGUUUAUUGGUCGGGAUAAUUCAGUCUCAACUUAUAAAUGGUCUGGAAUGCCACAGUUUUCAGCAUCUUGGAGGGUUAAAGACUCAUUGCUAAACCUGUUUAAAGACAACGAAAUUGUAAAACUAAUGGGAGCUGGACGUAAUCAGUUUUUAUGCAAGUGCGAUGAAAAUACCCCUGAAAGCAUUUCAUGUAAGGACUCACAGAAAUGCCAACCCCGGGAAAUCUACAAGUAUACACCUACAAAGUGUUGUCAGGUGACUUACAUAGCAAAACGAUCGGUAAGAAACCGUUACCGUGUACCAAGAUCUGCAGGACCAGAACAUGUACACAUCAGCAAGCGACAGGUUGCUGUUCCUGAAUGGAGAAAUGGAUGGACAGAGAGAUCGGCUACAGAUUACUGUACUAGUUUAUUUCAAAAGUCGGCAGCUGUUCAGAUCUGUAACAAUACUGUUGCUACCGAUAUACAGGGACCUCUGGACAACUGUGUUCUCGAUAUCAAGCUGUUGGGAGACACAAGUUUCGCCCAGGUUGCCGUGGAAACUGUAAAAACCUCAUGUUUUCAUGAAGUAAGUUAUGAUACCAGAUUUCAACAAUCAACAACAAACCAAUCAUCCAUUUUUGAUCAGAUUAAAGAAGUAGCCUGUCCUACAGAAUGUUCUCAGCAUGGUAGCUGUAAUCAAGGAGUGUGUACCUGUGAUGAAGGAUAUGGAAGUCUGGAUUGUUCAGUAUGGCUCAAUACCCCACCGACGAUACAUUUCGGAUCUAACUCUAUCGAAUGUAAUUCCACAAAUGACCCCUGUAAUGAAGUUCACCUUUUUGGUGGUGAGUUUGUGAAGUCAGAGACACUUGUAUGCAAAUUUAAAAUUUAUUCGACAAAUCAAAUUCAUAUUAUCGAGAUACCUGUCAAGGCUACAUUUGUGAACCCAGGUGAAAUUAUCUGUACUAGAGAGAUAGACACAGUAAGAGAACAUAUCAUACCUGGAUUUAUCUAUUUGUAUGGUAUUUGUGUUAGUAAUAAUGGUAAAGUCUUCAGUAAAGAGAUAUUGUUGGUUCCUAGCAAUGGUAAUGUUAAGGUUUUCGUCGAAGAGGCAUUGUUUGAGUAUAGCAACUAAAAGGUAUUGCCAACCACUAGGCCUACAACUACAACUAGUUCUACUGUUGAUCGAAAGGGAAUGAUUGAAUUGGGCCCAUAGAACCAAAAGAUUGAAACGUGAACGAAAACAAAAUAUAACGUGGAAAUAAAAAGAAAGACCUAUUAUUUCAUUUUCUUGAUUUUGCCUUCUGUAGUUAAUCGUUAAUUUAGUCUUAUUUGCAUUUGCCUUUUUGUGUUAGUGAUGCAUUAUUCUCCUAUCACGCGUAGUUCUUUAUCUAUCAGUCUAGUUCCACUAAAACCUCCCUGCCACUACUACCAAUCAUUGACUUGACACCAUUACCUGUACGUAGUGUACAAAUAAAUUUAGAGUUCAGUUUAUGCAUACAA
This is a messenger RNA of Patella vulgata (common limpet), 1607 nucleotides long. RefSeq lists its product as uncharacterized. The transcript has 7 exons. NCBI's taxonomy places the organism in Eukaryota, Metazoa, Mollusca, Gastropoda, Patellidae. The record is from RefSeq and is a predicted model, not a curated record. The coding region runs from base 175 to 1239 and encodes 354 amino acids.